This is a messenger RNA of Arachis stenosperma, 2310 nucleotides long. RefSeq names its product calcium-dependent protein kinase 28-like. The record is from RefSeq and is a predicted model, not a curated record. Lineage: Eukaryota; Viridiplantae; Streptophyta; Magnoliopsida; Fabales; Fabaceae. Gene Ontology annotation, biological process: protein autophosphorylation; peptidyl-serine phosphorylation; intracellular signal transduction. Gene Ontology annotation, cellular component: cytoplasm; nucleus. Gene Ontology annotation, molecular function: calmodulin binding; calcium/calmodulin-dependent protein kinase activity; calcium-dependent protein serine/threonine kinase activity. The transcript has 12 exons. Bases 297 to 1874 code for a protein of 525 amino acids.
GUCUGACUAACUCUCCAUUCAAAAGUCCGUUUUGACCACUCCCCUCCUUCUUCCCUUCUUCCUCCUCCCUGCUCCAACCUUUCCUCUUCUCUCUCACAGAUACACACACACACACAACACUUUCUUAAUUCAUAUAUCUUAUUAUCUUUUCUAUUCUCUCAUCAAAUGAAUGACAACUACUACCUACUCCCUAUUAUUAUUAUUACUACGACGACUAACACUCCUCAUUAUUAUUAUUCCCAACACCGCAUCACCAUCUCAAACAAUAACUAUUCUCUUUUCACUAACACUCAAUCAUGGGCGCGUGCUUUUCCGCAUCUAAAGUCGUUAGCGGCUCCAAUACGACGUCGCAUCACAACAAACACAAACACCAACACCAACGGCAUCACCAGCAGCAGAAGCAACGGCCUACGCACAAGCACGUGCCGUGUGGCAAGCGAACCGAUUUCGGUUACGACAAAGACUUCGAUGACCGUUACUCCCUUGGCAAGUUGUUAGGUCACGGUCAAUUCGGUUACACCUAUGUCGCAAUUGACAAGGCCGAUGGCCACCGCGUCGCCGUUAAGAGGCUCGAUAAGGCAAAGAUGGUUCUUCCUAUAGCCGUGGAGGACGUCAAGCGAGAGGUCAAGAUACUGAAAGCACUUGCUGGCCACGAGAAUGUGGUUCAGUUCUACAAUGCUUUUGAAGAUGAUUCCUAUGUGUACAUAGUUAUGGAGUUGUGCGAGGGUGGAGAACUGCUAGAUCGGAUAUUGGCCAAGAAGAACAGUCGGUAUAGUGAAAAAGAUGCCGCAGUGGUUGUCAGGCAGAUGCUCAAGGUUGCUGCUGAGUGUCAUCUACAUGGUUUGGUACACCGCGACAUGAAACCAGAGAACUUCCUUUUCAAAUCAACCAAAGAAAACUCACCUUUAAAGGCUACAGAUUUUGGUUUGUCAGAUUUCAUAAAACCUGGAAAAAAAUUUCAUGAUAUAGUUGGCAGUGCUUACUAUGUUGCGCCUGAAGUUUUAAAACGCAAGUCAGGCCCUGAGUCAGAUGUGUGGAGCAUAGGUGUUAUUACUUACAUAUUACUCUGUGGGAAACGUCCAUUUUGGGAUAAGACCGAGGAUGGUAUUUUCAAGGAGGUCUUACGUAACAAGCCUGAUUUCCGCAGGAAACCAUGGCCAACUAUAAGCAGUGCAGCAAAGGAUUUUGUGAAGAAAUUGUUGGUAAAGGAUCCUCGGGCAAGAUUAACUGCUGCUCAGGCUUUGUCACAUCCAUGGGUUAGAGAAGGAGGAGAAGCAUCGGAGAUUCCUAUUGAUAUAUCAGUUCUGAGCAACAUGCGCCAGUUUGUGAAGUAUAGCCGGUUGAAACAAUUUGCAUUGAGGGCAUUGGCGAGUACACUUAAUGAAGAAGAGUUGGCUGAUUUAAGAGAUCAAUUUGACGCGAUUGAUGUGGACAAAAAUGGUUCAAUUAGUCUGGAAGAGAUGAGACAGGCUCUUGCUAAAGAUCUACCUUGGAAGUUGAAAGAAUCGCGCGUUCUAGAGAUAUUGCAAGCGAUAGAUAGCAACACAGAUGGGCUAGUGGAUUUCACCGAGUUUGUGGCUGCUACAUUACACGUUCACCAAUUGGAGGAACAUGACUCUGCAAAGUGGCAGCGACGAUCACAGGCUGCUUUUGAGAAAUUCGACAUAGACAAGGAUGGAUAUAUUACUCCGGAGGAACUAAGAAUGCAUACAGGAUUAAGAGGUUCAAUUGAUCCUCUGCUUGAGGAAGCUGACAUUGACAAAGAUGGAAAAAUCAGCCUUCCAGAAUUUCGCAGACUCCUAAGAACUGCAAGCAUUGGUUCUCGGAAUUUGCCAAGCCCCAGCGGCAACCGGCGCACUACAAUCUUAGAAUAGAGGUUGUUUCGGAGUCUGAGGCUCAGUUAAGCAAGUUUUGUGAGUGGAGUAGAGUUCCUUCUAAGAUUAUCUUCUGUGCAGAUUGUGCUGAAGCCAUUAAGACUGUUAUCUAUUUCUGCAUUUUUCUUUUCGCUCGUCUGCUCUGACAAUCUAUGGAACUCGAACUCCAGUUACAGUGGCGUGCGCCCCGCACAGUGAUUAUAUUCCUUAAGGACUACGUCAAGAGGUUUUUGGUAGAGUUUGUGCAUAAAAUAUUUUCAGGUUUCAUCAGUGUACAUGAUUUAUUUGUGGGGGGUGUUCUUGGUUUGUCAUUCAUGUAAUAAUGUGUAACUAUAAAUAAAUAUAUCUUCUAGUCAGAAAAAUUGGGGGAAAAAUGAAAAAGGAAGCAGCAGCAAAUGAACAAGAAAUAUGUUGAUAGAGUUCUAUUGUCUUGCCA